Molecule: messenger RNA, 2862 nt
Organism: Suillus discolor
Lineage: Eukaryota; Fungi; Basidiomycota; Agaricomycetes; Boletales; Suillaceae
Exons: 11
Coding region: 1-2862 (953 amino acids)
Source: RefSeq, a predicted model, not a curated record
AUGGAUCCAAAUAUUCCUGAGGGUCCACGACCACCUCUGUCUUAUCCUACUCAAGAAAUACAGGUCAGGGACCUCAGGAUUACAUCCAGGCAGGCCAACAGCCGUCACAAACGCACAUGCUUAAAUUCAUAUAUUCCACUAGCCAGCUCUCAACCUUCUGUCUACUACACGUCUGUAACAUUCUCCUUGCGCCGCGAAGGCGGAAUAACAGCCUCCCGCCGGCACAUUCUAUGCGCAUCACAAUCACAAUCUAAUUCUCACCCUGAAUCUGACGGACAAGUUUCUGAAGGCAUCAGUUAUGAUGAUGCUAAUUUUGGGUACAUGGAUGGGCAUGUAGAUGCAAUUGAUGAUGCCCCAGUCACAUCGAAGCGAAAACGCACCACGGCUGAUAACCCCCUUCUAGUGUGGUUAAGCGAUCGUGAUGAGUAUCUGGCAGAAAUGCUUCGGAUGGAUGGCAGAGGGGACUAUACUUCAGAUACUUGCUGCAAAUGUGCCUCUGCUCCUGCUCUGUUCCGAUGCGACGACUGUUGUGACAUGCAGCUAUACUGCGGAGACUGCACUGUUUGCAAUCAUUUGCAGAGCCCCACUCAUCGCAUCAAGGAGUGGACGGGGUCAUUUUUCAUGGCUACAUCACUCAAGAAGCUUGGUCUGAGGAUCCAGCUGGGGCACACAAUUGGUGAAAGCUGUAUCCUGCCUCGCAAGUCAUUCAACGACAACUUCCUACUCAUCGAUACAAAUGGAAUCCACGAGAUGGCGGUCGACUUUUGUGCCUGUGAGACAUCCCAGACUCAUACAAAACAACUCUUGCGCAUGGGAUGGUUCCCCUCAACAACUGUGGAUCCAAGGACGGCAGCAACCUUCCGGCUAUUGCACCAUUACCAUAUCUUGUCUUUUGAGUCCAAGGCAUCCGCAUAUGAAUUCUAUCACUCGCUUGUCCGUAUAUCUGACAAUGUUGGUUUAAUUAAGAAGGAUCGCUAUGAAUCCUUCAUGCGUAUGGUUUGCGAGUGGCGACACCUGAAACUGUUGAAACAUUUUGGUCGCGGUCACGAUCCUGUCAGUGUGAGUGGUACCAAAGAGGGCGAAUGCGCUGUGCUCUGUCCGGCUUGCCCACAGCCUGGCAAAAAUAUGCCCCCUGACUGGAAAGAGGCGCCAAAAUCCAAACAACGGGAUAUAUCCUGUGAUGAAGCGGACCCAAGUCUCUCAAAGGGAUGGUCAUACUUUGUGGAAGAGGAGAAGUUCAAGUCCCAUCUCAAGGAGCAUUUGUCCGAGACACAGGAGAAUAAAGGGCUACCAUCCCAAAUACUCAAAACCCGCCAAAAACCCGGGGGUAUACCCAUGCAGUUCCCUAAUUGCGCGCGACAUAACUUCAAGCGCCCGAAUGGCGUUGGGGACCUACAAAAAGGGGAAAAGUACAUGAACAUGGACUACCUGUUUUUCUCCACACUUCGCAACAACUGUCUCGACGUUCUGAACGUAUCGUAUGACAUUGCGUGUCAAUGGCACAAGAAUCUAUGGAGUCGCAUGGAGUCGCUACCCGAGUCACACCAUAUAUCCUAUUUGCGCAUUUUUAUUUGGUUCUUCAUCCCCAAGUUCCACCUUCCAGCACAUAUCAAGAAGUGUCAGACAAUGUUCUUUUUCAAUUUCAUGCGUUUUGUGGGUCGUACAGAUGGGGAGGCGCCCAAGCGUGGUUGGUCCAACAUAAAUCCAGUCGCAUCAAGUACAAAGGCAAUGGGACCCGGCUGUCGUAGGGACACAUUAGACGAUCAUUUUGGGGAUUGGAACUGGAAAAAAGUCGUUGGCUUAGGCGCAUAUCUCAUCCAUAAAAUGCAGGAAGCUGUCAUUGAGAAGGCUGAUCACGAGGCUGCGUUCCAGGAGUUCAAUGCUGCGAUUUCCUCCGACCACAGGUCAGCAUGGACAGUGGAGAUGGAGAAAUGGGAGGAAAACCCCAAUGACACAUCAGUCACUAACCCCCUCGAGUCCAAGUCAAUCCAAAUCAUGCAAGCUGCAGCCCGUCUGAAACUUGCGGAGAUGGAAGCUGAAGAACUCGCUUGUGGGAUUGACCUAUCUCUGCACCCUGACAUCUCACCAAGUGUACUUAUCGCGUCGGGAUUAGACCUCGAAGAGGAAGAACGUCGUGUGAGAGCAGUAUCCGAAGGAAUGGGUCUCCACAUUUCCGAUAUACAGAAAGGCACACUUGCGCGAAUGAGGAAUGUCCUGCAUCAUAAGAUCGAAACGUGGAGAAGUGCACAGGUUCUGUACAUACCUGUGGUACAGAUUCUCACUACUACUGUGGUUUCUGACCCUCAUCAGCCGUUUGAGAAUGCUGAGGAUAUCCGCCUGUGGUUGCCAUCUAGUCUGAAAGGCAAACCAUGUGAUCCCCAACUUCAAGCUUACGAAUGGGAUUUGCGGUAUGCCCAGGCCCAUGAUGCACUCGAAGAGCUUCGACAGUGCCUUCGUGUGCGCUGUUCUAUGCUUACAUUCAAGCGGGAGUGGGUUCGUGGUCAAGGCUCCAACACUCGUGCUCAGAAUGCACUUGCUCGUGUGCACGGGCGACAAGUGGCAUGUACGAAGAGAUACAGGGUUGUGUGGGAGGCGCUGAAGACCCUGGCACCCCUCUUGAAGAAAGUGGGAUGGCGAGGACGGCUGCAAGACCUGAAGGAUGAAGACAUGAAACCAUUAGUGGACCCUUUCAGCAGAGAGACCGAAGGCCGCCACCACCUGACGUGGAUCUGGAUGAUGACGGGUGUAGAUACAGGUAGCGAUGGGGGCGACGUGGAUGGAGUUCGCGUGGAAUGGUGCAAGUCCAGAGCAAGAGCAAUGCGCUGGGUGGAGGAGAUAGAAUUGUUACAGGAAGAGAUGUGA